Neltuma alba is the source of this 558-nucleotide messenger RNA. RefSeq names its product pectinesterase inhibitor-like. Lineage: Eukaryota; Viridiplantae; Streptophyta; Magnoliopsida; Fabales; Fabaceae. The transcript has a single exon. The coding region runs from base 1 to 558 and encodes 185 amino acids. The record is from RefSeq and is a predicted model, not a curated record. Gene Ontology annotation, molecular function: enzyme inhibitor activity.
AUGAGAAGCAACCCAGAGCUGUCACUGCUGGCAUUAAUGGCCGUGUGCGUCCUGAUUCUGACGUCACGCCAAAUUGAAGCGCAAGAAGAAGAAUUGAGAGGGGAGGCACUGAUCAACAAGGUAUGCGAGAAAACGCCAUCGAAGGAUGUUUGCGCAGAAACACUAAAGAAAGACCCGAGAAGCCAGACGGGAGGGCUAAAAGAGAUGGCGUUGAUAUCAGUUCAGGCCGCCAAGGACAACGCAACAGAUAUAAUAAGUCACCUGAAGGUGCUGGUGGUCGAUGACAGUCUGUCGCCGGAUGUCCAACAGGGCAUGUCGGAUUGCUUGGAUGUACUGGGAGACGCACAAGAGCAGCUUAACACAGCGACGGCGGCCAUGCUGGUGAAGAUCGGAGAGGACGCCGAAAAAUGGCUGCAGGCGGCGGUGGACGCGGUGUCUACCUGUGAGGGUUACCUCCACGGAGAUGAUCAUCUCCUGUUGCACAAGGAGGACAACUUCCGUCUCAUGUGCAACAUUUCCUUGUCCAUCUGCAAGGCCUUGGACAACAACCAAGUUUAG